CUCUCCACUGACCAUGAUCACUAUGGGCCCCUGUAAAUUGCCCCUCCAACUGCAGAUCUCAAAACACCUCCACACCCCUAACUAGCUCCAUCUCCCUUAUAUCCACCCUGAUCUCUUCCACCUCUGCUCACAGUACCUGGAGCUACCUUGCUAGCUAGAUCUCUUUCUCCCUCCUCUUCUCUCACAUGUCUACCAUCUACAUGAGCCAGCUAUCUACUCUCCCUCUAAUGGAGGGAGAUCAGGAUCAAGGGCACUUUCAAGCCUUCCAUUUAGCAAAGGACCCUCCCAUCUUGUUCCCUUUCAUGAUCGAGAACCCUUCGGAGCAUCAAGGGAAAGGCUAUGGAGAUCAGCAGCACUUGAGGCAGCAAUUUUUGGGUGAAUCUAAUCAGCAGAUCAAUAAUCACAUGAUGAUGGCUGGAGGAUCUGAUGUUUUCGCCACACCUUCCCCAUACCGGCCUACUAUCCAAAGCAUCCGCAGUGAUAUGAUCCAGAGAUCCUCGUACAAUCCUUACGAUCUAGAGAGCAAGCAUGCUAUCCACGGAUCGACCAGUGAGUGGGCAUCUGGCAGGCCUCCAGUGAAGAUGAGGAUCAUUAGAAAGGCUUCGACAAACGAUCACGAAGGCGGGGUGGCGAGAAAGCCAAGGAGAAGGGCACAAGCACACCAAGCUGAUGAGAGCCAUCUGCAGCAGCAUGCCAUGGGUGUUAUCAGGGUGUGCUCAGACUGCAACACCAGCAAGACCCCCUUAUGGAGGAGUGGUCCUCGUGGCCCCAAGUCUCUAUGCAACGCGUGUGGCAUACGGCAAAGGAAGGCACGGCGCGCAAUGGCUGCAGCGGCAGCCGUUGUGGCAGCCAGCGGCGGGGCAGCAGUGACUGCUUCCCAUGGAGGCGUGGCUGCGGCUGGUGAACAGGCCACAUCGCAAGCUGCGAAGCCGAUAAAGAAGGAGAAGAGGGAUUUGGACGUGGACCGGUCGCUGCCGUUUAAGAAGCGGUGCAAGAUGGUUGAUCAUCCUACCGAUAUCGCCACCAAGGCAGUGGCCAGCUGCGUCGACGCCGCUCUGAAGGAGGAUGAUGGUCGUGUCUCGCUCGAGGACGUUCCGGCGACUGAGAGACUGAACAAGCCCAGUCCGCCGGCGACCAUCAUUCACGACUUCACACGCGACGAGAUCACCGAUGCGGCCGUGCUCCUCAUGAACCUAUCCUGCAGCGUCGUUCGGAGCUAGUGCAACUUUAUUUGCAAAUCAUCAGCUAUAUCGGUGUUGUUGUAUUUUCUUCUGUAUCUUGUGAUCUUGUUGUUUUGUGUUGUUGAGGAGAUCGGUGAGAGGAGGAAGAGAUCAGGGAGAGCGAGGGUGAUCACAUGUCUAGGGUAAUAAGCGAACAAGCUCGCUAGUAAGCAGUAACCAGGAUUUGCUAGGUGACUGCAUGGGUGAGUGAGUCUUACGAUUUCCCCUUCUUUUAUUUGCUGCAGCGGUUAGUGUAAGCCCCUGUAUAACUUGUGUUUGUUGUUUGUACCCUAGUUAUUUUUGGAGCUGAUAAAUGUGGAAAUGAUCGAUAAGGGAAAGUUACUAUGCA
Messenger RNA from Lolium perenne, 1569 nucleotides. RefSeq names its product protein CYTOKININ-RESPONSIVE GATA TRANSCRIPTION FACTOR 1. Gene Ontology annotation, biological process: regulation of DNA-templated transcription. The record is from RefSeq and is a predicted model, not a curated record. Gene Ontology annotation, molecular function: zinc ion binding; sequence-specific DNA binding. Lineage: Eukaryota; Viridiplantae; Streptophyta; Magnoliopsida; Poales; Poaceae.